AUGCGAACUAGAGGUCGCAACCGACUGGUAAUUGAACAAGACGACGAUGAAGAUGGGCGACCUUAUAUUGAGCAUUUGAUGGAUGGUCAAAACCAUUCUGCAACCCAGGCUUAUAUUGAGCAGUUGAUGGAUAAUCAAAACUCUUCUGAAGACCAGGCACAUGAUGAUCAAUCUUAUGAUUCGAAUUCUGCUGGUGGUACUGAAGUUCAACAAAAUGAUGAUGAAUCAGGGAAGGUAGUUGAUGUGCCGUUUAAUAAUCGUAACCAAGCUAUUGGGGAAAAAGAUCGAAAGAUUGCUAGCUUUCGAGGAAUUGUUGCGAGAACUCCAGAACUAACACCUUUACAUGUAGAUGAUUGGAGAAAUUUUGACAAGGAGGAAAAGAAGAAAUUGGUGGAUUUUGUGAGACCAAGUCGCAUACUGAGGGAUCAAUGGAGUGGUCUUGUUUCUUAUUGGCUUUCAGAUAAAGCUAAGAGGUGUACCCAAGCAAAUAGAAAUAAUUGGGCCAAUCAAAAGAUGCCUCACACAGGAGGAUCCAAAAGAAUUGCUACCUUGAUGGAUGAACAGGCUGUAAAUGGGAUAGAGCCUACACGAGCACAAGUUUUCAUAUUAACUCAUAAAAAACGUAAGGAUGGUAGACCACUGGAUGAUGAAUCUAUCAAGGCAAUCGUGUUCGGAAAUGACAAAAGUGAGUAUGUUCGUGGUUUAGGACUUGGUCCAACUCCUUCUUUUCUAUGGGGUAGUAGAUCUUCCUUAGGAAAUAUUGUUGGAGAGGAUUCGUCCAAUGAAGCUGUCCAAAGGUUAACACAAGAGAUAACCGAGUUAAAGGAUAAACACAAUGAAGAAAUGAAUCUGAUGAAACAAAAUCAGGAGAAGAUGCAAUCAGAAUUACUCGAAAUGCGACAAUUGAUACGCAAAUAUGCUUCCAAUGAAUCUAUGCCUCAAAAUAUCAAUGGCACCUCAAUUGAACAGGUCCCUGACGCCAAUAGUGGCCAUGAACGAGUACCACAAACAUCAAGGAUACCUAAUGUUGCUGAAAAUACUUCAAUGUCUCACGAAGCUGACAUGAAACUAUAUGAUACAUAUGAAAUCCUUAUUUAUGGAAGCUCAUAG
Nicotiana attenuata is the source of this 1110-nucleotide messenger RNA. RefSeq lists its product as uncharacterized. Lineage: Eukaryota; Viridiplantae; Streptophyta; Magnoliopsida; Solanales; Solanaceae. The coding region runs from base 1 to 1110 and encodes 369 amino acids. The record is from RefSeq and is a predicted model, not a curated record. The transcript has 8 exons.